GGAAACUGAGGCCGGCAAGGGGAAAUGGCAUGGCCACCUGAGCCAGGGAACCUAGGGUUGAGCUGGGGUCUGUCUUUACUGUCUCAGUCUCCCAGGGUUGAAAAACACCUUGAAGUUGCAUUCCCAGGAGCCUCAGCCAGGAGAGGCGUGUUGGUGAUACAGGUUGCUUCCAGUUCACUUUAUUCACCCAGCAGUGUGAUGACAACAGCACAUUUGAUAAAAUGACAUGCACUAGAAAUGAAAAACAGGAUCAGAGAAGAUACACUGGAAAAUGUGGACAAGUGAAAAGCUGAACCUAAAUAAAUACCAGGAAAAUGCCCACAGAAUUCUUUGAAGAUCCCCUGCCUGGGGCAGACCGACCACCAGAGCCGUCAGGCCUUCGUCUACAGAGCUACAUGUCGACCUACAAGCGGGCCACGCUGGAUGAAGAGGACUUGGUGGACUCGCUCUCCGAGGGCGACGGGUACCCGAACGGCCUUCAGGUGAACUUCCACAGCCCCCGGAGUGGCCAGAGAUGCUGGGCCGCGCUGACCCAGGUGGAGAAGCGGCUGGUGCUGCUGGUGGCACUUCUGGCAGCAGGACUGGUGGCCUGUGUGGCAAUGCUGGGCGUCCAGUACCAGACAAGAACCCCCUCGGUGUGCCUCAGUCAGGCCUGUGUCUCCGUGACCAGCUCCAUCUUGAGUUCCAUGGACCCCACAGUGGACCCCUGCCAGGACUUCUUCACCUAUGCCUGUGGUGGCUGGAUCAAAGCCAACCCCGUGCCUGAUGGUCACUCACGCUGGGGGACGUUCAGCAACCUCUGGGAACACAACCAAGCCAUCAUCAAACACCUCCUUGAAAACUCCACAGCCAGUGUGAGUGAAGCAGAAAAGAAGGCACAGGUGUACUACCGUGCAUGUAUGAACGAGACCAGGAUCGAGGAGCUCAAGGCCAAGCCGCUGAUGGAGCUGAUUGAGAGGCUCGGGGGCUGGAACAUCACAGGGCCCUGGGACAAGGACAAUUUCCAAGACAUCCUUCAGGUGGUCACCUCCCACUACCGCACCUCACCCUUCUUCUCCGUUUACGUCAGCGCCGAUUCCAAGAACUCCAACAGUAACGUGAUCCAGGUGGACCAGUCUGGCCUGGGCUUACCCUCCAGGGACUAUUACCUGAACAAAACCGAAAAUGAGAAGGUGCUGACAGGGUACCUGAACUACAUGGUCCAGCUGGGGAAGCUGCUGGGCGGCGGGGACGAGGAUGCCGUUCGGCCCCAGAUGCAGCAGAUCCUGGACUUUGAGACGGCGCUGGCCAACAUCACCAUCCCCCAGGAGAAGCGCCGGGACGAGGAGCUCAUCUACCACAAAGUGACAGCAGCCGAGCUACAGACCUUGGCGCCUGCCAUCAACUGGCUGCCCUUCCUCAACACCAUCUUCUACCCCGUGGAGAUCAAUGAGUCCGAGCCUAUUGUGGUCUAUGACAAGGAGUACCUCAGCCAGGUCUCCACCCUCAUCAACAACACUGACAAAUGCCUGCUGAACAACUACAUGAUCUGGAACCUGGUGCGGAAGACAAGUACCUUCCUUGAUCAGCGCUUUCAGGAUGCUGAUGAGAAGUUUAUGGAAGUCAUGUAUGGGACCAAGAAGACCUGUCUUCCCCGCUGGAAGUUUUGCGUGAGUGACACAGAAAACAACUUGGGCUUCGCCCUGGGCCCCAUGUUUGUCAAAGAGACCUUCGCCGAGGACAGCAAGAACAUAGCCAGCGAGAUAAUCCUGGAGAUCAAGAAGGCAUUUGAGGAGAGCCUGAGCACCCUGAAGUGGAUGGACGAAGACACACGGAGAUCGGCCAAGGAAAAGGCAGAUGCAAUCUACAACAUGAUAGGCUACCCCAACUUUAUCAUGGACCCCAAGGAGCUCGACAAAGUGUUCAACGACUACACGGCAGUCCCAGACCUCUACUUCGAGAACGCCAUGCGCUUUUUCAACUUCUCAUGGAGGGUCACCGCCGACCAGCUCAGGAAAGCUCCCAACAGAGACCAGUGGAGCAUGACCCCCCCUAUGGUGAACGCGUACUACUCGCCCACCAAGAACGAGAUCGUGUUUCCAGCCGGAAUCCUGCAGGCCCCGUUCUACACCCGCUCUUCACCCAAGGCCUUAAAUUUCGGUGGCAUCGGUGUCGUCGUGGGGCAUGAGCUGACUCAUGCUUUUGAUGAUCAAGGGCGGGAGUAUGACAAGGAUGGGAACCUCCGGCCCUGGUGGAAGAACUCGUCCGUGGAGGCUUUCAAGCGGCAGACCGAGUGCAUGGUGGAGCAGUACGGCAACUACAGUGUGAACGGGGAGCCGGUGAACGGCCGGCACACCCUCGGGGAGAACAUCGCUGAUAACGGCGGCCUCAAGGCGGCCUAUCGGGCCUACCAGAACUGGGUGAAGAAGAACGGGGCUGAGCAGACGUUGCCUACCCUGGGUCUCACCAAUAACCAGCUCUUCUUCCUGGGCUUUGCACAGGUCUGGUGCUCCGUCCGCACGCCCGAGAGUACGCACGAAGGCCUCAUCACGGAUCCCCACAGCCCCUCUCGCUUCCGGGUCAUCGGCUCUGUCUCCAACUCGAAGGAGUUCUCGGAGCACUUCCACUGCCCGCCUGGCUCCCCCAUGAACCCACAUCACAAGUGUGAAGUCUGGUGAGGGGCGAGGCACCAACAGCCAAGACGGAGGAGGGGGAGGGGCUGCGGAUGAGCCCUCAGGGUGGAGCCAACAAGGCCACCAGUGCCCAGGGUGUCGCCCAGCCCCUUGGCCCCCCCAGGGCCCCCUCCCCCGCACUGGAGGGUUUUCAGCCGGAACUGAGACUGAGCCUGUCAUGUGGGUUCUCAGUAUGACCCCAGAUUUGAUCCCCUGUGGAAACCCUGUCAUUCCAGGCACACGUACGUCAACUCUAAAGGGCAUUUGGGCGUCAGGCUGGUUGUUCACCAGGCCUGGGCCCCACGCUGACAAGGGUCGUGGACACAGCUCCACGCCCACAUCCAGUGCCAGAUACACCACAAAUACCACUGUGUCAAGUGCUUUAAAUAUAUAUUUUUGGGGGAAACUAUUUUUUAAACAUUGUGGAAUAUACACUGGAAACCUUCAGGGAAAUAAUGCAUUUAAAACACUUCUUUUUUUUUUUUCCUUAAAGGAAGGGAUUGGUAUAUUUAUUAUGUUCUGUUUUUCUAAAUAACCUGUGGACAAGGGAAGCCCCACCGAGUCACCCCCCUCUCCUCUUUACUCGUUGCAAGGUUGAGCUGAGGCAGCGGUCCCUGGGCCGCCGACCGGGCCCCCACACGGAGCCGCCUCAGCCCCUGGAGCGCACCAGGCGGCCUCCGUCUCCUGGUGUAGCAAGGAAAGGCGCGGAGGCCCGGCGGGGGAGGGGCCGCUCCGAGAGCCCCAGCUCAUCAGCACCACCUGUCUUAGUGUCCCUGCCUCUGUCCCCAGAGUCCAGCAGUGGGAGCCCCAGCAAGGAAGGUCUGAUCCCCAAAGUCACAGACGGGGACCAAUGACUGUAGCAGCAAGAGGCCAGGUCAGGGACCUCACACCCAGUCUGGGGUGCCCCAGCCCCCCAGGUCUGGACCGCAGAGCCCUGAGAGGCUGAGACGCACCCCCACCAUGUACUCACCUGUACUCUUUUUGUCCCUCCUCUUUUGGCCGCCCCAUGUCUGUCCUGGGGGACCUGUUGCACCUCUGCAGCAUCCCCCGCCCCAGCCUGGGCCUGGCUCCCUGGACCGCAGCCGUCCUGCUCUGUUCUCUAGUGCCUUACCUGAGGCUGCGGCCCUGGGCGCCCCCCCGGGGAGACGGCCCCUCACCCCCAGGGUCCCUUGGCCUCCUCAGUGAAGCCGCCAAGUAUCCCAACUGUAAUCUAGGGCCACGGCCCCUGCUCCCAGUGCCCACAACACUGCCUCUCACGCAGCACAGAGCUCGGGCCUGCAGGCCAGAGGCACCGAGGCCAGGGGUCUGAGGAGCCCCCAAACGUGCCCUGAGCGCCAUCCCACCCUCAGCCCCUUGGGUUGAAUCAGGACAAUGCUUGUAGCUAGAGGGACUCCUCUCCUUGGGAAAUGCUUUCAGCCCUGGCAACCCAGUCAGUCUGGCCUGUGGUGUCAGGGGCUGGGAAUGCUGUCCCCUCCCUGAGGUCACCGUUCAGAAGUUCCCCCAGGAGGAGCUGACUGGAGCCCCGCUCUGGUCCUCUGGGCAAGCAGCCGCCUGGGACUGAGGCAGGAGCCACAGGUGCCACCACGGCUCUCCCAUCUCGGCAGCCCGGGCCUGGCCAGGCCCCGCUCCCAGAGGCAGGCGCCUGCCUUGCCCAGGAAGCUGAUCCUCCUUGCCCAAGAGAAGCGAUGGCUCAGCCACUGCCUCGCCCACCUUCAGACCAGCCCCAGAGCUGGGAUGGGGGUGUGGGGAGUGGGCUCUCUGGUCCGUGCAAGCAACAGGCCUGGGAGCUCCUCGCAGGAAAGGUAGGGCAGGACCCAGGCGGGGAGCUAGAGUCAGGAGCCCGCCACGCUGAGUAGGCUUUUCCGGUCCUGGGCCCUCCGUGCCCUCCUGCCUCCCCACCUUCACCAUGGGUCACAGUCCUUGAGAGUGUCUGUCAGCGCCAUGGACUGGGACCUCCCAGCCAGAAGCAGGUGUCCUAGGGCUGAGGGUCCGGCCAGAAGGAAUGUAGUUUGCACUUGUUGCUUCCUGGUGUGCUGAGUGGUGGGAGCCUGGGGCGGCAGGAGGAGGAGGAGGAGGACCUAGCCCAGGAGGAUCACAGAGACCCCUCCCCUUAAGCCCAGGGAGCCAUUAGGCUGGCUUCUCUGCAGGUACCUGGACAUGGGGUUUAGAGCUGGGAAUCUAUUUUUUGUAUUACUAUGUUUCGUGCUACUGUAGUUUUGGUGUGGCACUAUUGUAAUUGAAAUAAAGUAAUUGUACUGAGGG
Messenger RNA from Pteronotus mesoamericanus, 4913 nucleotides. It is a transcript of the gene ECE1, whose product is annotated as endothelin converting enzyme 1. Gene Ontology annotation, cellular component: plasma membrane. The transcript is spliced from 20 exons. NCBI's taxonomy places the organism in Eukaryota, Metazoa, Chordata, Mammalia, Chiroptera, Mormoopidae. Gene Ontology annotation, molecular function: metalloendopeptidase activity. Gene Ontology annotation, biological process: peptide hormone processing. The coding region runs from base 315 to 2657 and encodes 780 amino acids. The record is from RefSeq and is a predicted model, not a curated record.